This is a messenger RNA of Plasmopara halstedii, 3060 nucleotides long. RefSeq lists its product as hypothetical. Lineage: Eukaryota; Oomycota; Peronosporomycetes; Peronosporales; Peronosporaceae. The coding region runs from base 1 to 3060 and encodes 1019 amino acids. The record is from RefSeq and is a predicted model, not a curated record. Gene Ontology annotation, molecular function: metal ion binding. The transcript has 10 exons.
AUGUCAGCAGGAUCGCGGGUUCGUCGUGCCGCGGCGGCCAAUGAAAGUGUCGUCGUGCGUAUCUGGCGCUGGGUUAAAAUUCGAUUCUGGCAUCUAUUCUAUGGAGAGAACGAAUGGCAGCGAUUGUGUAAUCCGACUGGUCCUGACGUCGAUGAAUACGAACGCGUCGUACGUUUUCGCACAGAGUUGGCGCUUUCUAAGCGAAUGGUGCAGACUUGCAAUGCAGUCUUUGACAACGAGCCGUUUCCCGUCGAGAAAACGCUGCAUGACGUUGCAACACGAGCGAGUCUUGACAAAAGUGAUACUACGUUAAUGGCUAAUGUCCGCUCAUGCCUUCAGCGUUGCAACUUUGUAAAUAGGAUAUAUGAUCAAGUGUACGCAUUGAAAAAUGAAGCGUACAGCUCGUCAAAUUCCGAGCAUGAAGAGCUGCUUGAGCAGUUAUGGUCAAAUUUGAAGCCGGAUGUGCGACGUUUAGGUGGACGCAUCACUAAGGAGUGGGGAGAGAUUGGUUUUCAAGGUACUGAUCCGAUGUCGGACUUUCGAGGAAUGGGCAUCCUCUCACUGGUCCAGCUUAAUCAUUUUACAAAAACAUACAAAAUUGAAUCUCAACGGGCAUUGGAAGAGUCAAACCAUCCAACGCGCUGGUACCCGUUCGCCGUUACAGGAAUCAAUGUCACCGCCUUUGUUGUUGAGCUGAUUGACAAUCGUCUUUUAGAUGUUGAGAUAUACCGCUUAAGCACUGGUGGUGAAGAUGACAACGUGGAUGCCGGAAUCCAGCAGUUACACGAUUUCUAUGCCACGACCUUUACCCGUUUUAACAAACUAUGGGUGGAUUCAAAUCCUCGCGAUGUGAUGGCUUUUCCAUCCAUCUUUCAGUCGCUGAAAGAUGCUAUCUGCCGCGAAUUAACCCAUAGGUCGUUCAGGGAACGUCCUGCAGCCAGUGUGGAGUGCGUAGUGGACAAUUACUAUCCCCUCCCAUUUGUUCGACCAUAUUUCUCAACUACAUUAAUGAGCGGUGAUCCGUCCAAUAGCGGUGGUGCACCCGGGUCGCCUGAGUACACUCGUGGGACUACCAUGGCCUCACAAUGGCCUGUUGAUGUCGACCUAGAUGCGCUGUAUCUUUCUGAGCGAUCAGAUGUGGAUGACCUUGUACGUAGCGCUUCAGACAUGAGUGUCUGGACCAUGGAGAAUCGUAAGGACAAUGCGACAGUGUAUGUGCAUUCUAAGAACAGCGAACGUUUAUCGUACUCGGUACGCGCGGUCACAAAAGUUGCAGGCUCAGUUUCGGACGUGCUCGAGUGUCUGCGUGCAGUCAGUAAUUCAAGUCUUAAGAGUUUUCAAAAAUUGCUGCAUCCUCGCAAUUUCAUGGAUGGAGAAGUUCUGUAUGUACAUCAAGUGGAUGCAGAUUCAUCUCAUGAUAGAGCAUCUAAUGAAUCGAUGACGCUAAAGUGGCUUGUGUAUUCAUCUCCAAAAACUCUUGGACACGCUAAAGAAUUUUGCAUUCGUGAAUAUUGUGUGCUUCUUCCUAAUCAUCCUGUGCAUGGCAAUGUGGGUAUUCUUAAGUUUGAGUCGUAUGAUGGUGCAGCAGCACGUUAUGGAAUUCGUGGUAAACCCGAUGCUUACAGCUUAACAGUAUUUGAACCAAGCUCGUAUAUUGUCCAACAAACUCCAGAGGAUCCCAAUAUGUGCAACGUGAUUUUGACAUUUGCUAUGCGAAAAGCACGAGGCGGAGAAAGUGUAUCAGCUGGUGUUCGAUUGACGUCUUUACGACUCGCAGGAGAUCUCUCGGGAAUGCAAAGAGCCGUCCAACAAGCGCUUUUCGCUCCUGCAGCGCUCGCACAAAGACAGGAGUGGGUGAAUGAUGCACAACGUACCAACUGUUCAUUGUGCGUACAAUCUUUUGGGAUGUUGAAGCGUCGACAUCACUGUCGAGUGUGUGGCGAAGUAGUAUGUUCCGCUUGUACGGUCUUUAAAAUGGUCAAAGGAGAUCAGGAUGUUGCGGCAAAAGUGCGUGUUUGUAAGGCUUGUUUAGCUAGAGGUAGCAACACGACAAAUUUGGGAACUACUUUAAGUGGUGGAGCUGCGAUGAAUAACAGGUUUUCCAAUCCCGUGACUCGGAAACUUAGCAGUACCAGUACUGAAACGGAUGUCGACAUGAAUGGUGGAAGUGGUACGACGCCAAUCAUGGGUGGAAUGAAUAAUAUCGGUACCAGUACCGGGAGCACAAGCUCGCUAACUUCGGACGAAUCGCACAGUCCUCCAAACGACGAUCCAGCGUCGUCAUCUCUACCGACAAUGCAGUUCAACAAAGGAUCUGCAUUGACUUUAAAUGAUUUUGACGCUCACACACAAUUAAACAAUGACGGAGAUAAUAGUCCACCUUCUUUUCGAAAGCAGACGUCGUCAAUGUCAAGCCAAGGCAGAGGAACAGGCUAUGAAGGUAGACCGAUAGGGAGUAUGGGUAGAACCGCGUCAAAUGCUAGUAUUGCUACGAGCCGAAAGACAAAUUCGGAUCGUCGUAUUCAUUACUUUAACGAAGACAUGGAAGAAAUUUGUAUGCUAGCGAUGGAAACAUUAACGUGUCCAAUGGCGGGAAUUCGUACUGAAGAUUUCGAGCUUGUGAGGUACUAUGAUGGAAAACCAACUCCAGGACUCCCUCGAAGUCUGCCCACUUUUCGAAGACUAGCAACCCGUGGUAAACCAUGUAUUGUGCUCGACGUGAGCUCGGAUAAACGAAUUUCAGGUGAAAAACGCUUUACAGCCAAAUUGCAAUUUUUUGUUGGUAUUCCCUUGCUGGUAAAUGGCGAAGUGGUAGGUGACUUAUGUGUGGCAGAUCGGUAUGCGCGUGACAAUAUCGAUCACAAGCAGGUGGAAGUGCUUAAUGUGCUAGGCGAGACAGUGACUCAAUAUAUGCAGUCGGAAGACUAUCAGGAAGAUUUGGUCGAGUUUAAAGCGACUCAUACGGCGGCUCGCAGACCUCCAACAGGUGGCUCAGUCUAUCAACUCCCACAAGAAGAAAUUAGUGAACCAUUAGCAGGCACGAAGGAAGUUGCAUUUUAA